CAGAACGAGCAGUAACCGAGUAGCUGCACGCGGCCUCUACCUUUGGACCCAUCUACCUGCGCGCAUUGUACUGCGGUUGCUGGGUCUGCACAAAGAUCUGCGCCGGGUAGCUCUUAGCUAUUGGUGUUCAGGGCAUGCUGAUGCUGCUGUUGCCGAUGGCGACGAUGACGACGAUGAUGAUGAUAACCAUGCUUAUCGAUUUCAUUUUGCCACAUGCGUAUUCUGAAAAGAAAGGACUUGAUGAGAUACAUUUGAUGACCAAGCGGGCUGAACCUGACGGCAGUAGGAGUAGACGGGAGCAGAUUCUACGGAUUUGCCUGCGUAACCGCAGUAAAGGAGUACAUGUGUGUCAAUUGGCAGCGCGCAGUGCAGACAUGCAACUUCUUUGCGCGAUCAGGAAGAAAAUACAUGACACCAUGCAAGCAGACGACAUGGUACGUAUCGAACCACAUGCAGUUGUGGACCAUGUAAAAAGCAUUGAAGACGUAGCAGCAACAUCAAAAUCAAAUAAUCCAUGAAAAGAUUCUGGCUCGUCCUAGUUAACGAUUUCUGUGGUCUUUUUUUUCAUCCAUAUCAUUAAGGCGCCUUCUCCCGUCUCCCUGACUCUGUUAGUGCACUGCGGUUUCCUUCCACCCAAU
Gamsiella multidivaricata is the source of this 638-nucleotide messenger RNA. RefSeq lists its product as uncharacterized. Bases 135 to 518 code for a protein of 127 amino acids. The transcript is spliced from 2 exons. The record is from RefSeq and is a predicted model, not a curated record. NCBI's taxonomy places the organism in Eukaryota, Fungi, Mortierellomycota, Mortierellomycetes, Mortierellales, Mortierellaceae.